AUGGACGACAAUGGCGAUUCAGAGAGAUCGUACGACUGCUCUGAUGCCGAUCAUUAUUACGAGCUGAAAGAAGAGCGUGAUGAAAUGGAGCAGGAGAACCUGCGCGAGCGGAAGGAGAAAGGACGACAACGAGAUAUUGAGAAGACUGAGGAAGAGGAGGUUCGCGUUGCAUAUAGAUCUCUCAACAAAGCUGAAAAGGAACGCAAGACAAUCCCAGCCCGAUCACUUACUGGCCAGAGGUUUAGGCUCUUCUGCGGCGAUCACGUUGACCUUUUCUACUCUAGUUUCUACGUGACUAAAAGAGUGGAUUUCUACCACCUUGACAACACAGAAACUCCCUCUCCGCUCGCCAUCAGCCGGCGAGAGUUGGUUUGA
This is a messenger RNA of Exophiala spinifera, 375 nucleotides long. RefSeq lists its product as uncharacterized. The transcript has a single exon. The record is from RefSeq and is a predicted model, not a curated record. Lineage: Eukaryota; Fungi; Ascomycota; Eurotiomycetes; Chaetothyriales; Herpotrichiellaceae. The coding region runs from base 1 to 375 and encodes 124 amino acids.